AUGCCUAGCAAAACCAAGAUUCUGAAUUAUAUGAGACCAGCAAUGGCCAUAAUUCCAGAUGUGGCUGAACCUGAAAGAAGAGUAUAUAAUUAUUCAUAUAUAAAAUUAGAUUUUGUUCAAAUAUAGAGCUUUGUGGACUGCUAUUGCAACUCUAUUGUAUUUAAUUUGUUCAUAAAUUCCACUUUAUGGUAUUUACAAAGCAUCUGCUGGAGAUCCCUUUUAUUGGUUAAGAGUCAUAUUGGCAUCAAAUAGAGGAACAUUGAUGGAAUUAGGUAUUUCACCAAUGGUUACAGCAUCUAUGAUUAUGUAAUUAUUAGCAGGUGCAAAAUUAAUUGAUGUUGAUUAGAAUGUAAAGGAAGAUAAGCAACUUUAUUCAGGAGCAUAAAAAUUAUUAGGAAUCUUAAUUGCUUUUGGUGAAGCAUUUGCAUAUGUUUGGUCUGGAAUGUAUGGUGAUUUAGAUAAAUUGGGAGCAGGCAAUGCUAUUUUGAUAAUCAUUCAAUUAGUCUUCUCAGCUAUUGUUAUGAUCAUGAUAGAUGAAUUAUUAUCUAAAGGAUAUGGUAUUGGAAAUUCAGGAACAUCAUUAUUUAUUGCUAUUAAUAUUUGCGAGAAUAUUAUGUGGAAAGCAUUCUCUCCAAUAACACAUAGAACUGAAAUUGGUUUGGAAUAUGAGGGAGCAAUUAUUGCACUCUUUCAUGGAUUAUUUAUUAGAGAUGAUAAGAUAACUGCUAUCUAAUCAGCUAUCAUGAGAGAUUCAUUGCCUAAUCUUACUAAUUUAUUAGCAACUGUCUUAGUUUUCAUGAUUGUUAUCUAUUUCUAAGGAUUUAAAGUGGAUAUUCCAAUCAAAAAUAAUAAAGUCAGAGGAGGAUUAACAUCUUAUCCAAUUAAAUUGUUCUAUACAUCUAAUAUUCCAAUUAUACUCUAAACUGCUUUAGUUUCUAAUCUUUACUUCCUUUCAUAAAUCUUAUAUAGAAAUUUCAGAGGUAAUUUCUUAAUUAGAUUACUUGGUUAUUGGUAAGAAUUAGAAAAUGGAUAAACUGUUCCUAUUGGUGGAUUAGUUUAUUAUGUCUCACCUCCAAGAUCAAUUUCAGAAGCCAUCUUUGAUCCUAUUCAUACUGUUUUAUAUACUGCAUUCAUUCUAGGAACUUGUGCAGUUUUCUCUAAGACUUGGAUUGAUGUGUCUGGAUCAUCACCAAAAGAUGUAUUAAAAAUCUAUCUAAUUAUUUAUAGGUUGCCAAAUAACUCAAAGAAUAAGAUAUGUAAAUAGUUGGAUACAGAGAUUCUUCAAUGAAAGAUGUACUUAAAAGAUAUAUUCCUAUUGCUGCUUCUUUUGGUGGAAUGUGUAUUGGUGCUUUGACUAUAUUGGCUGAUUUCUUGGGUGCAAUUGGUUCAGGUAUUCUUUCUUUUUAACAUUUUUAGGAACUGGAAUACUUUUAUCAGUAACUAUUAUUUAUGGCUAUUUUGAAACUCUCAAAAAGGAAAAGGAGUAAGGUACCCUAGAAUUGUUUUGAUA
Paramecium pentaurelia is the source of this 1510-nucleotide messenger RNA. NCBI's taxonomy places the organism in Eukaryota, Ciliophora, Oligohymenophorea, Peniculida, Parameciidae. The record is from the annotation of a GenBank genome assembly.